Molecule: messenger RNA, 747 nt
Organism: Neltuma alba
Lineage: Eukaryota; Viridiplantae; Streptophyta; Magnoliopsida; Fabales; Fabaceae
Product: dual specificity phosphatase Cdc25
Exons: 3
Coding region: 77-478 (133 amino acids)
Cellular component (GO): nucleus; cytoplasm
Molecular function (GO): protein tyrosine phosphatase activity
Source: RefSeq, a predicted model, not a curated record
UGCCCCCUCUCUUGGACCAAAAACAAAAGAAACAGCUGAGGACGAAGCUGAAAAGCGGAGCAGUGGAGGUCUCUGAAUGAAGAAGAUGGCUCGCAGCAUCUCCUACAUAACUGGUUCCCAGCUCCUCUCUCUCAGACGCCAGCCCAAUAUUGCCAUUAUCGAUGUCAGGGACGACGAACGGAGUUAUGAUGGACACAUAGCCGGGUCUCUUCAUUUCGCAAGCGACUCUUUCUCGGAAAACAUCUCGAAUCUCGUUCAACAAGUCAAAGGCAAAGACACCCUUGUCUUCCACUGUGCUCUAAGUCAGGUUCGCGGCCCAACAUGUGCUCGAAGGUUAGCCAAUUAUCUUGAGGACUUUAAAGAAGAUCCCGGAAUAAAGAACAUUAUGGUCCUGGAGCGUGGCUUCAAUGGCUGGGAAGCUUCUGGAAGGCCUGUCUGUCGCUGCAGUGAUGUUCAUUGCAAGGGUGAGGGUGCUUGAUGGAAGCAUGAUAUGAUGGUCACGUUCACAAAUGAAUAAUAUGAUCACAUUGUCACUUUACUGUGAAAGACAGUACUAUAUGUUUGUGAGGUAUUUAUUCCUGGAGAUGUCGUAUUAUGCAUCUGAGGGAAUGAAUUAAAAAGCCAUUUCCUUUGAUAUGUACUCGAUUUGGGCUUAGGGGCCUUGACAUUAAAUGCUAGAAAAUUCUGCUCUAGCGUAAAAGUUUUUGUAUAUUUUUGUUUCUUAAAAUUACUGACUUCAGUCUAAAA